AUGACCGCCACAAGUUCUGCACCAGUCACUUCGGCUGCCCCUGCUCCUGGACCCUCGACCGUUACUGUUACCACGACUAUCUCGAACACGGCGUACCAAUGCGCAUGCACGCCUACCAGUGUCUUCAGUGCCUCGUCAAGCGCCCCUGCUCCGAGCUCAACAGGUGCUGUCACUUGCCCUGGUUCCAACGGUUCAACUUUCGUGACUUCAUGUGGCGCACAAUACGCCGUGGAGUGCAGCUCUGAUCGUUACGGCAAUGACCUUCCGAACGGCCUCGUCUACACUGACACAUACGAGCAAUGUCUUCAGGCCUGCGACAGCAUCACUGAGUGCGUUAAUGUUUCCUGGGUCAUAGGUAACCCAGGUGCUUGCUACAUGAAGGGCAGCAUUGGCGCCAUUCGGAACAACUCAAACAUCAUCGGAGGUCGCAAGCUCUCUGGAUGUGUUACCCUGAAGCUUCACCGCAAGCGCGUUGCGGUUGCCGCCCCCAAGCAGAAGCUCGCGAAGCGUGCUGGUUUCUACGGUCCUGACUUCACAUUUACUCAGGAUCGUGUCGUUGCGACUGCGACCGGAACUGUCAGGACCACCGUCACUACCACCUCCACACCCAUCUCUGGUACUGCCACCCAGACUGCUUUCACCGUUGCCUCUGCCACCGUGACCACCACCACAAGCGUACCAACCACCGUUUACAACAUCAUCACCGUCACUACAUGCCCGACAGCCUCUCCUACCGUCUAA
Messenger RNA from Alternaria postmessia, 741 nucleotides. RefSeq lists its product as uncharacterized. The transcript is spliced from 3 exons. Lineage: Eukaryota; Fungi; Ascomycota; Dothideomycetes; Pleosporales; Pleosporaceae. The coding region runs from base 1 to 741 and encodes 246 amino acids. The record is from RefSeq and is a predicted model, not a curated record.